AAUCACAAAAUGCCGAAAAUAUUCACUCCAACCAAUCAGAUCCGGCUCACGAAUGUGGCCGUCGUGCGAAUGAAGAAAGGUGGCAAGCGUUUCGAGAUAGCGUGCUACAAAAACAAAGUGCUCUCAUGGCGAUCCGGCGCGGAGAAGGAUCUGGACGAGGUGCUGCAAACGCUGGCGGUGUUCAACAACGUAUCGAAAGGAGAGGUCGCCAAAAAGGAGGAACUGCAGAAAGCUUUCGGCAAGGAUGAUAUCACUGAGAUUUGUAAAGAAAUCUUGGCCAAAGGUGAAUUGCAGGUGUCGGAAAAGGAACGGCAGGAUCAGCUCGAUACAAUGUUCAAGGAGAUAGCCACAACCGUUGCGGACAAGUGUGUAAAUCCGGAAACGAAGCGCCCGUAUCCGGUAUCGAUCAUAGAGAAAUCGAUGAAAGAUGUCCACUACUCCAUCAAACCACAUCGUAACGCCAAACAGCAAGCGCUCGAUGUGAUUCGGCUGCUAAAGGACACCAUUCCACUCGAACGAGCCAAGAUGCGGCUGAAGAUGGCACUGCCGGCAAAGGAAGCGAAACGCCUGAAGGAGAGAAUAGCGAAGCUAAGCUCAACGGUGACGGAAGGGGAAGAGUGGGAAGGCGAACGGUUGAUGCUGACGUGCCUCAUCGAUCCGGGCCACUUCCGAGAGAUGGAUGAAAUAAUUCGAACCGAAACGAAAGGUGCCGGCUCACUGGAAGUGUUGAACCUGAAGGAGAUCAAAGAGGGCGAGGAAGUGUUGGAAUGAAUGGCU
Molecule: messenger RNA, 777 nt
Organism: Anopheles maculipalpis
Lineage: Eukaryota; Metazoa; Arthropoda; Insecta; Diptera; Culicidae
Gene: Sbds
Product: ribosome maturation protein SBDS
Exons: 1
Coding region: 10-771 (253 amino acids)
Biological process (GO): ribosome biogenesis; cytosolic ribosome assembly
Source: RefSeq, a predicted model, not a curated record